CCCGCAUUCCCAUCUCUCUGGGAUUUAGUCGAGAUGAACCAAUCGCCUGCAUAUUCAGGGGCAAGGAUUUCCGGCUUUAGAGCUUUGGGAACUGAGAGCGGCGGUGGUGUCGACACCUUGGACCGGCUGCUGCCCACAAUUAUCGGAACCAAGUCCCCCCGGAAGCGCACCACCAGCCAGUCUAAAUCGGAGCCCCCCCUUCUGCGUACCAGUAAAAGGACCAUCUACACUGCGGGCCGACCCCCCUGGUACAACGAACAUGGCACCCAGUCAAAAGAGGCCUUUGUUAUCGGUCUGGGUGGGGGCAGCGCUUCCGGGAAAACCACAGUGGCCAGGAUGAUCAUUGAGGCGUUGGACGUGCCAUGGGUGGUGCUGCUCUCCAUGGACUCCUUUUAUAAGGUGCUGACAAAAGAGCAGCAAGUACUGGCGGCCAGCAACGAUUUCAACUUUGACCAUCCGGAUGCUUUCGAUUUUGACCUGAUGAUCGCCACUGUCAAAAAACUCAAGCAAGGGAAAAGUGUGAAGAUCCCCAUUUAUGACUUCACCAGCCACAGCCGCAAGAAGGAAUGGAAAAUGCUUUACGGAGCCAACGUGAUUAUAUUUGAAGGUAUUAUGGCGUUUGCCGAUAAGGAGCUCCUGAAGCUUCUGGAUAUGAAAAUAUUUGUGGACACUGACUCGGACAUCCGCCUGGUUCGACGUUUACAAAGGGACAUCAGCGAACGAGGCCGAGAGAUUGAGGGGGUCAUCAAGCAGUAUAACAAGUUUGUCAAGCCAGCCUUUGACCAAUAUAUCCAGCCCACCAUGCGAGUAGCCGAUAUUGUGGUCCCACGAGGUAGUGGAAAUACCGUCGCCAUUGACUUGAUCGUCCAGCACGUGCACAGCCAGCUGGAAGAGAGGAAACUACGCUGGGAUAUGGCAGCGCUGGCUUCUGCUCACCAGUGCCACCCUCUCCCCAAGACCCUCAGCGUCCUGAAGAACACACCCCAGGUCAGGGGGAUGCACACCAUCAUCCGGAAUAAGGAGACAAGCCGGGAUGAGUUCAUUUUCUACUCCAAACGGCUAAUGCGUCUUCUGAUUGAGCACGCGUUAUCUUUUCUGCCCUUCCAGAGCUGCACAGUUCAAACCCCACAAGACCAGGACUACGAAGGUUGUACAUAUAGCGGGAAGCAAAUCACGGGCGUGUCCAUUUUGAGGGCUGGAGAGACCAUGGAGCCCGCCCUCAGGGCCGUUUGCAAGGAUGUCCGGAUCGGCACCAUCCUGAUUCAGACAAACCGAUACACGGGAGAGCCUGAGCUACACUACCUGAGACUCCCAAAGGACAUCAGUGAAGAUCACGUGAUUUUGAUGGACUGCACCGUCUCCACGGGGGCAGCAGCCAUGAUGGCCGUGAGGGUGUUGCUGGAUCACGACGUUCCAGAGGAUAAGAUUUUUCUUCUCUCCUUGUUGAUGGCCGAGAUGGGCGUCCACUCCGUCGCCUAUGCCUUUCCACAAGUCAGGAUCAUCACAACUGCUGUGGACAAGAAAGUGAACGACCUUUUUCGCAUCAUCCCUGGUAUUGGAAAUUUUGGAGACCGUUACUUUGGCACGGACGCCCCGCCGAAUUGGAGCGACGAGGAAGACGUCCUGGACUCUUGACCAUUGUAAAGAAACCGCUCUGAAGCAAUGGCAAAUUCUGCAUCCACCCCUUAAUCCAUCCCUUCGUGCACUCUGCCGUAAAUCUCCAAACGCUUAGAAAAAGAGAAUAUUUCGCAAAGCAGCUAUUAUAGUUUCUUCUGCUUCGUUUUGCACCAGAAGCUGAAGGAGUAUUUUUUUUAAGAAGGAGGGUGGGGCUGGCAGGGGAAGAGUGUGGCUCCUGGCUGUUUUUUUUUUUUUUUUAAGUAUGCACGAAUGUCUUUGAGUCCAGAAGCAGUUUAUU
Protobothrops mucrosquamatus (brown spotted pit viper) is the source of this 1915-nucleotide messenger RNA. It is a transcript of the gene UCKL1, whose product is annotated as uridine-cytidine kinase 1 like 1. NCBI's taxonomy places the organism in Eukaryota, Metazoa, Chordata, Lepidosauria, Squamata, Viperidae. Gene Ontology annotation, molecular function: kinase activity; ATP binding. Gene Ontology annotation, cellular component: cytoplasm. The record is from RefSeq and is a predicted model, not a curated record. The transcript is spliced from 15 exons. The coding region runs from base 34 to 1635 and encodes 533 amino acids.